GGGUACAUGUCUAUGUGUAUGUGUGAGAUAGUGAGAGAGAAUUUUCUAGUACUAUAUUUAGAGGUAUCAGUCACUUCAAUUCCAUCAUCAAGAAACCAAGAAGGAACUAUUGAGAAGUAGAUGCAUUAGGAAAAUGUACAGAAAGGUAAAGAUGGAAGCAGCAGUGGGUGGGAACAAGAACAACAACAAGAGCAAAUCAUCUAUGCACUUGUCAGAUCUCCAAUCCAUCUUACACAAAACCCAAAGACCUGAUCAAUCCAAUGAUGAUAGCCCAAUCAUAGAAAGCAUGAUUAGCAGCAGAAGGAGGAGGAGCAAUGUUGUUGCUGAUGAUGAUGAAGACUAUGAUGAUAAGUCAUCCAAGAACAGUGAUGAAGAAGCAGAAGAUGAGUGGAGGAAGGAUAAUUCUAGGGAGAAAAAGGUUAUCAAUAGGAGGAGGAGCAUUUCAUCUUCAAAGGGGGUUGGAUCUGAGAUGGUGAAAUUUGAGAGGAGUGGGAGUAGAAGAUAUGAGGCGAAUAAUGGGGAGUUUUCGAUGAUGAGAAGAAGACCUUCUUCGGUUUCUGAGAGGUAUUAUUGUUUUAGGACGAUGAUUCGUAACCAGAAGUGCUCCGACUACGCUCACCUCUCAUCCCCCUCCGCCACCGCCACUUUGGAAGAAGAGGCGGUUGAGGAGGAAGAUGAAGCGGGGUCAGUGACACGGAAGAAGGACGAGAUCGCUAAACCUAACCGUGGGAAGUUUCUUAGAGCAUGUAAGCGCAUUUUGAGGCUUUAAGUAAUUCAUCACAUCAGUUUUUUUAUCACAUCAGUUUUUCUUUUCUUCAUGGCCCGGCCUCUCUUUGUUGUUGUUGAAGAGACAUAAUAUGGAGUAAUAUUUUCUUGUCCCAAUGUGAAGGUCCAUUUACUUACUCUCC
This is a messenger RNA of Cuscuta europaea, 908 nucleotides long. The record is from the annotation of a GenBank genome assembly. NCBI's taxonomy places the organism in Eukaryota, Viridiplantae, Streptophyta, Magnoliopsida, Solanales, Convolvulaceae.